GUACAUGGAAGAAAGUCCAUCUCUGAGGCGGAUGACUAUGAUGAGGGAGAAAGGAAGGCGACAGGCCAUUAGGGGCCCCGCGUUCAUGUUCAACAACAGGGGCACCAGUCUGACGGCUGAAGAGGAGCGCUUCCUGGAUGCAGCAGAGUACGGGAACAUCCCUGUGGUGCGCAAAAUGCUGGAGGAGUCAAAAACACUGAAUGUCAACUGUGUUGACUACAUGGGCCAAAACGCCUUGCAGCUUGCUGUAGGGAACGAACAUUUGGAAGUGACGGAACUCCUGUUGAAAAAGGAGAACUUGGCACGGAUCGGAGAUGCCCUGCUGCUUGCAAUCAGCAAGGGCUACAUUAGGAUAGUGGAAGCAAUUUUGAAUCAUCCUGGGUUUUCAGUAAAUAAGCGACUGACUCUGAGCCCUUGUGAGCAGGAGCUCCAGGAUGAUGAUUUUUAUUCCUAUGACGAAGACGGUACCCGCUUCUCUCCAGACAUCACUCCCAUAAUUUUAGCUGCCCACUGCCAAAAAUACGAAGUCGUGCACAUGCUGUUGAUGAAAGGGGCAAGGAUAGAAAGACCCCAUGAUUAUUUCUGCAAAUGUAAUGACUGCACAGAGAAACAAAAGCAUGAUUCUUUCAGUCAUUCUAGGUCAAGAAUAAAUGCAUACAAAGGACUGGCUAGUCCGGCUUAUCUCUCCCUCUCCAGUGAAGAUCCAGUACUUACUGCUCUAGAACUCAGCAAUGAACUUGCCAAGUUGGCCAACAUUGAAAAAGAAUUCAAGAAUGACUAUCGCAAGCUGUCUAUGCAGUGCAAGGAUUUUGUGGUUGGUGUUCUUGAUCUCUGCCGAGACUCGGAAGAGGUGGAGGCCAUUCUGAAUGGGGAUUUGAACUCUGAGCCAGUUGAGGCACAGAGACACAGAGCAUCACUGAGCCGUGUGAAGUUGGCCAUUAAAUAUGAAGUCAAAAAGUUUGUGGCCCAUCCAAACUGUCAGCAACAGCUACUGACUAUCUGGUAUGAAAACCUCUCAGGAUUACGGGAGCAGACCAUAGCUAUCAAGUGUCUGGUUGUGCUGGUUGUGGCAUUGGGCCUUCCAUUUCUAGCCAUUGGUUACUGGAUUGCACCAUGUAGCAGGCUUGGAAGAAUUCUUCGAAGCCCAUUUAUGAAGUUUGUGGCACAUGCAGCAUCCUUCAUUAUUUUCCUAGGCCUGCUGGUGUUCAAUGCAUCGGACAGAUUUGAAGGCAUAACAACACUACCCAAUGUCACUGUUACUGAUUACCCUAAGCAGAUCUUUAGGGUGAAGACUACACAGUUCACCUGGACAGAAAUGCUGAUCAUGGUAUGGGUACUGG
Messenger RNA from Chaetura pelagica (chimney swift), 1340 nucleotides. RefSeq names its product transient receptor potential cation channel, subfamily C, member 3 (gene TRPC3). The annotation marks the transcript as partial. Gene Ontology annotation, cellular component: membrane; cation channel complex. The record is from RefSeq and is a predicted model, not a curated record. NCBI's taxonomy places the organism in Eukaryota, Metazoa, Chordata, Aves, Apodiformes, Apodidae. The transcript is spliced from 4 exons. Gene Ontology annotation, biological process: manganese ion transport; regulation of cytosolic calcium ion concentration; calcium ion transmembrane transport. Gene Ontology annotation, molecular function: store-operated calcium channel activity; protein binding; inositol 1,4,5 trisphosphate binding.